Molecule: messenger RNA, 2980 nt
Organism: Exophiala oligosperma
Lineage: Eukaryota; Fungi; Ascomycota; Eurotiomycetes; Chaetothyriales; Herpotrichiellaceae
Exons: 1
Coding region: 283-2763 (826 amino acids)
Source: RefSeq, a predicted model, not a curated record
CCUUGCAAAGGUAGGUGUUUACGAAUGAAAGACUAGGUGCCUCGCAUAUCACUGCAAGCUAAUAUUUACAUGACGGUCAUGUCUCAGUGCUUCUUCUUGUUCUCCUUCUUGCGCUUCUUGAUAACCAUGUUCUACAUGCCGCGAGAUUGUUACUGACACUUGAUUGUUUCAUCCCAACAUAAUAUGCUUGCAUAGUAGCAUACAAUCUAUCCAGCUUGGACUGUAUGACAAGUGACUGUGCUCCCACAUCAAGGUUCUGGCGGAGGAAAAGCCAUAUCCACCAUGAAGUUCAUUGGCAUUGUCGUGGUUAUACCAUGUUUCCUGUCAAUGGUCGCCGCGCAGGACGAUCCAUUGAGUGUUCUUGUCUCUGAAGCACAUUCAAUAUACACAGAAGCUACACAGAUCAUCUCUUCUGUCGUGUCAGCAGUGACAGCGGACCCUUCCGCGUCUUCUGUGUCAACCACAUCAGAGCCAUCCAGUUCCAGCGAAACGACUGCGCCGAGUACAAGUUCAGACACAUUCUCGAGCACGCCAUCAACCUCCUCUGCGACCACAUCCUCCUCUCCAUCGUCCUCACCUUCUCUUCCGGUAUCUACCACCUUCACUUCCUCGCCCUCAUCCUCAUCCAGAUCAUCUUCAAGUGUGUUGCAGCUAUCCUCAACAGAGCCAUCGCAUACAGCGACUUCCUUGUCAGUGUCGGCGCUCGGAACAUCCUCAGUGGUCGGCGCAACUGAAGAGACCAGCACAAGUCUCCCAGCAUCAAAAGGGUCUAACCAUGAUCACAACCUAGCGAUUAUCUUGGGAACCGUGCUAGGGGCUCUUGCUCUUGGACUUUUCAUCCUGGCGGUGUUAUUAUGCCGAAAACGCCGACAUGGCCAGUCGGCGCGCCACCGGACUCUCUCCCCAGGCGAUGACGAGGUUGAGAGCUGGAGGUUGAAUAGGCAGUCCGACAUUCCUGACAGCAAAACUUCUUCGCGCCUUGAGAUUGGCGCUUCGGGGUCUGCACCACUUAUGUCGGAACAUCCAGCAUUUCGUGGCUACGAUGGGCACGAGAACCCUUUCAUCCCAGUUCCCCCUCCACCCAGGAGGACGGCACCGAACUCCCGAGCCGGUCUGACAGACGGCAUGGUUGAGGGUGAUGAGCCCUUUCUCGAUGAAAAAGAAGUAGAGGCAGCCAGGCCAAUGAGUUGGCCAAAGGGCUUCACGACCAAUUCAUCCCCCAAGAAAAAUGCGGCUGUGGCUGGUCUUGCAGGUGCGGCCAUUGGAGCAGGCAUGAUGCAUCAUCAUCAUCAAAAAAGGAGAAGCGACGACGAGAAAACUCCAGUUCAGGAUGAGAAGGCCGUCGAACCUCAGGUCCCUCGUCAAAUUCAUCGGAAACCGGUGCCAAUCAACAGCGUGAACAACAGGGAAUCUUGGCCAGCUUCACCAGUGUCUCCUAUUGACCCAGUCGCUGAGACCGCGGCUCUAUCAAGAUUUUCAGCAAGAAACGAUCCUUCGAGCGAGCAACAUUAUGGCAAGAAUGCCGCCAGAGAUCUUGGAGCGAUUGAGACAGAAUAUAAUUCAGGCAAUCCUCAGCAAGAUCACCAUAAUGGGAAGACGGCAGCAGAGCUCACGGCAGGUACACUCGCAGCGACCGCCAUCGCACGUCACAGCGAGGACAAUCGAUCAGGAAACCAUGGCAAAGAAUGGACACAUCGCCGUACUCGGAGUCCGGCGACCAAUACAUUCCCAUCUCCACGGAGGAUUUCCAACGACUCCCACGGUUCCACGGCCUCAGAGAACCGCAAUUCUUAUAGCGAUGUCCUACCCAGUAAUCCUUACCAUGACGUCCUUGCUCCAGGAGCUGGUCUGGCAGAUGAUCCCGAGCGCCCCACGGCGAAUCCACCUUCGCAGCAAAUAGUCGCGCCCAUCCGGAGCCCGAGACGCGACAGCAACGGUGGUCCAGUAUUCAACGACCCCAACCGUCCAGCCGUCCCCAGUCCCUUGUCCAGCGAAGUCCGGCGCGACGACCCAUCUCGCUCACCACCGACGACGAGCGGCGACGGCGGCGGCGGCGACGGCGGCUUGAACGCUCUUCCAAGCCGUAGGUCCCGCGACAGCAGCCAAAGCAACGGCAAAAGUCGAAGCAGGAGCAGAUAUAGCUUCGAGUACGACACCACUCCUACGCCGUACGACACGUACCCGCCCGGUGCCGGCGCAGAACACUACGGCGGCUUCUUCUCGUCGGCGCCUCGGGUCGGCGACGGCGGCGAGGGCGUCACUCCGUCCGAGAAGAAGUCUGUCGUCGACAGUCGUCAGUAUCCUCCGCUCACGAAUGGCCGCCCCCGCCGCGAGAGUCGUGGAGGAGAACAACAAGACGAGUAUCCUCAAGAAAUAUCCAGGCGACGGCGCAGGGACAGUACACCUCCCCUCCCGCGAGACAACAACACCAGCUCAAUGUUUUCCUUGGACGGGAGUGAUUUCGAUCCCCGCCACGUCGACAUGGACUUUAGUUCCAACUGGCGUGUGAGUUCCGGGCUGCCGAACGGAUGGCAGAGACACGGUCGGCGCAGUUCGGGUCCUCGAUCGAACAACGAUGGUGGUGGUGGUGGUGGUGCUGCUGCUGCUGCUGCUGCCGCCGCGAGGCACAUGCGUGAUUCGGGUCCAGCUGGACUCGGUGGUGGUGGAGGCCCAUUUCAACAAGGACGGAGGUUAAGGGCCGCCGACCUUGCAGGAAGAGAUGGUAGGUAUACUCAAAUAGGAGGCCUAGGACAAGCGCUGUGAAGACGACCUCUAGGAAGAAAAAAGAAAAGAAAAGGAUGACCGAAAGAAGGCGAAGGGCACCAAGUAGUCUGGACACGACCUUCUCUUUUGACGAGUCACGAAAUUAUUCUUGGUCGGUUUGUGGUUGACAUCUACAAAUAGUAUAUAUAUUGUGUAUACCCCACGGUCCUUGUGAUCUUUUUUUUGUUGAUAGUGGAAUUGAAAACAACGAUUCGAG